This is a messenger RNA of Aspergillus terreus NIH2624, 2658 nucleotides long. RefSeq lists its product as uncharacterized. The record is from RefSeq and is a predicted model, not a curated record. Bases 1 to 2658 code for a protein of 885 amino acids. Lineage: Eukaryota; Fungi; Ascomycota; Eurotiomycetes; Eurotiales; Aspergillaceae. The transcript has a single exon.
AUGGCCUACAAUGCCGUCUCCCAGGCCGAUCAUGAGCUCGCUUCCAACCCGUCCGACUCGGAUGAUUCCCGCGCCUCUUCGCCGCACCGCAAACGACGGCCCUCCUUUCAUCAACUCCCCUUGGACCAUGACCAUAUCGGAGGCUCCAGUUAUCUCGAACCAGCCAGGAGCACCGAGGAUUCGGGCAUGGGCCGGUUAGGGUCGAUGAUCCGUUCGAUAACCUCCACCAGCUACGAUAUGGUCGAAGAAGACGAUUAUGAUGAUCAGCGACGAUCGAAUAGCCUCCGUCGCGUGCCUCCUCCGCCUCUCGACACCUCCACCGCUGCUGUCGCCCACCACCCUGACUCCCCCGAACCGCCCCUACGAUCCCCCAUCUCCGACGAUCCCGUCCCUCUCAGUCAUCCGACGCCCGAUCUACAAUCCCUGCAAGGUGCCUAUCUGAACAAUGUCGAGCGCCUCGAACGAAGCGCCGAGCGGAUCAGCUCCGCGGACAUUGGCUCCGAGAUCCGCAAGAUAGACCGCGAGCAGAAACGCCGUUCCGCUAGCUCCGUCUCUAGCCCUAUCCGCCCCCAAAGCCACGAUGGCUUCUACUCAAGACCCAUGAUCGCCUCUCCUCAGGGGUCCGUCAUGUCGGCCUCCCGUCUGGCCCAGGUGUCGGAACACGACCCUCAUGGUCCUCUCAAUCUCUCUUCGGAACUCAUAUCUCCUCCCACACAGAUGUCGCCCCACGAUGGACACGAGGCCCCUUACCACGAUGGAUAUAAUUAUCUCUUGGAGCAUGAGGUGGUCCGACCCUCCUCGGCGGCCUCCAAUGACACCUACCAGCAAGCCAGGACAUUGUUCACCGAUUUCGAUGGCGUGCACUACGUCCAUGACGAGAAGGGCGAACUGGGUCGACAGGUGUCCCUGCGAAGACCUCCUCUGGCGAGUCGAUCGGAAGCCUACCAGGAACCCCAGACGGGAGAGAACAUGGUCUACUAUCCCGCGCCGGUCCCGAUGAUGUUGAACCUUCCCCCCAAGCUAUCCCAGAAACCACAGCCGUCCCCCGCAGAGAGGGAAAAGCGACGGACACAGAUUUUGACCUCGGUUCCGGCCAACCGAAAAUCCGCCCCAUGGCUCGCUGGACCGCAACAGGGCGACACCGACGAGCCCAAGAAAGAGGACCGUUCCAAGGACCCACCCCCACAACUACGCGCAAGUGCCUUCUUUGAACCACCACCCGCCUCUCUUGAUAUUGAGGUGAAACAGGCCUCUGCGGUGGCGACUCUGGACAGCAUUCUCGAUGCCUCUGCGAACGCCCCAGUGACGGCCUUCACGGAUCACCCGUAUGCGGGCCACCUUGGCUCGGAAGUGUAUGGAAGCUCGAAGCCGAAGCCAGGAUCCAAGAAACCCGCCUCGUACAGUACUGUCAGCCUGGACAACCGCGAGUCAGAUGGGAACAUCCGCGACGAUGCCUCACACCGCCUCGACGGCCCAACUGAGGCGGAAGCAGCCAAUAUGCACGAAGGCACCUCACUUCAUGAGCCCGGUCGUGAGCGCAGCAGCGAUGAUGCUCCUCAGGGCGAUGAAGAAGCUGAAGCGGAGGAUGGAUUACCUUUCACGGGCCCUCCCACCACGCUCCUGGCCGAACUGGAGCUCCGGAAACAUGAACUGAAGCAACGACGACGCACGGCGGCUACUUCAGUUGGAUUGCACUCUACUCUUCUGCAGUUAGAUGCAGUGGCCCAGAAACAGAGUGAGCACCGACGACAGAGACCGGUCACCCUGGCCUGGGAGGAUCCCGAGGCGCACAAGAACGACAAUGAUGACGAUGAAGACGUCCCUCUCGGUGUCUUGUACCCGGAGAAACAGGCCGCAGUCGACGAUCACCGGCCAUUGGGUCUGAUGGAGAAACGAGAAUUGGAAGAAAGCGAACCCCUGAGCCGACGUCGUGCUCGACUCCGCGGAGAGCCUCCCCCACCUCCCCGAACCCCGGAUAAGCGUCCCACGACCAUGUACUCGCGGCAUGCACCGGAGCCGGAGCAUCCUGAAAGCGAGGAAGAGGAAGAAACCCUGGCUCAACGGAUGCAGCGACUGCGCGCCAAGGACCGGACCAGCACGGCGGCCGAGAGUGAGUUUGCGAGCGAGAUCAUGGCGGAGCUCAGUCAUUUGCAAGAACGCGAGGAGAAAGAGAAGGAGGACGCGGCUGCGCCGGAGGAUGAAACCCUGGCCCAGCGUCGCGCGCGUCUUCAGAAGGAAGCAGUGGAGGCUAAACGCAACUCGACCGCCAAGAUCCCACGAUACCGCCGAAGCAUGGCGGAUCUCCUGCACGCGCGACGGCCAUCUACGAUGACACACCAGCCCCGAAACGAGACGCCGGUGACGCCUCGGGGACUGACUCAUUCACAGUCCUACGACGCUCGCCUGUCUGUUCACCAGCUGCCCAUGCCCGCGGCUCCCCAAAUGUCGACGGGAUCCCUCCCCUACCAGGGCCACAUGCGGAAUGACUCCGGUGCACACGGAAUGGUGCAUCCGAAUACGUUCUACACCGAUGCCGUUCUCGGGAUGAGCCACCUGAGCUACGCCCGGCCUCCGGGGUACGGCGGAAACAUGAUACGUCCGGAGGUCGAUCCGGGCCAGCGCGCAAUGAUCGACCGCUGGCGCCAGAGCAUCGUAUAA